AUGGAUGACAACCAGGAUUACGACGAUGUCGAACAUGGGGACAGUGAACAAUUGAACGACAACAUGGUCGAAGAUGUUAACGAUGUUGCUGAGCCGUCUCAUUUAUCCCGUUUACAACAAUUUACUAAUAUGCUUGAGUUUCAACGACAUCAACUUAUGCAUGCGUACGCAGCGUUUCAUUCUAAUACGCCUAUGAGAAGGAUCAUGUAUCGGCAAACGACGUACACCGGAGCGGACUGGAUUAACGAACUCCUAUCGGGCCACGAUCUAAGAUUCUACGAUGCAAUGGGUCACCAAAGGCAUCGACGUGCUGCCGAGUCAUUUAAUCGAUCUACCGAGACGAUUAGUAAUCAUGUACAUAUCAUGGUCACUGCCCUAUGCAAAUUGGCUCCCAAGAUUGCAUCGGCGCCAUCGACGGAACCAUCAUACCAGCUUGGAUACCUGAAGAAGAUCAUGAAAAAUACAGAUGUCGCAAAGGUAUCAUCUCCCGGAGUGGAUUCGGUCAAAACAAACCCUCAAAAUGCGAGAGAGCUAUUUAACCGACGCCAUGCGACGGUCCGGAAUGUGGUCGAACGUAGCUUUGGUAUACUAAAGGGUAAGUUCCCCAUUAUAAAAGGCCUAAUGCCCAACUACCCGCCUGAGUUCCAGACAGACAUAGUAAUCGCAUGUUGUGUUGCACAUAAUUUCAUCCUUGAACACCAAAAGUUUGCUAACAUACCGCCUGCCAUGCAAGACCCGGACUACAUACCAGAACCAGAUGAAGACGAUUUUACAAGGCCUUUGAGGACAACGUCAGAUACCUCUAAUGUUGGUUUACGUAAACAGUCUGGUUUGCACGAUUCGAUUGCUGAUGCGUUGUGGCGUGAUCACGGUGGCAGACAUCGUUAG
This is a messenger RNA of Striga hermonthica, 888 nucleotides long. Lineage: Eukaryota; Viridiplantae; Streptophyta; Magnoliopsida; Lamiales; Orobanchaceae. The record is from the annotation of a GenBank genome assembly.